Messenger RNA from Thlaspi arvense, 432 nucleotides. The record is from the annotation of a GenBank genome assembly. NCBI's taxonomy places the organism in Eukaryota, Viridiplantae, Streptophyta, Magnoliopsida, Brassicales, Brassicaceae.
AUGUAUCAUAAACCCGCUCACUCCAACAAACUCGCCCACUUUCUUCUGACACGGCAGUUGAAGAUCGAUAAAAAGCAUGAGCUGUGGUUCAUUUUCGGCGGAAAGCCGGUGAAAUUCUCUCUCCGCAAGUUCGCGAUUAUCACAGGUUUAAACUGUAAACCCAUUUCACCCCCUCCACGGGAAAUGCUGAAGUGUAAACCUGAAGAAGUGCCAUACUGGUUCACUUUUUUUGGGAGAGACGAAAAUGUCACCGGCGAGAAAUUAGAGGUAAUGCUUAGGCGCUCCAAAAAUCUAUCCAGCGUGAUGAAGGUCAAAUAUGCAUGUCUCCUCAUAGUCGAUGGACUGCUUUGCCGCAAAUCCACGGGCAUGAAGAUCCUCAAAGAACACACGGAGAUGAUUCGAGACCUUGACUAUUUUCUCAGCAUCCCUUGA